Messenger RNA from Phycodurus eques (leafy seadragon), 2219 nucleotides. It is a transcript of the gene sh3yl1, whose product is annotated as SH3 and SYLF domain containing 1. Gene Ontology annotation, cellular component: ruffle membrane. The coding region runs from base 90 to 1145 and encodes 351 amino acids. Gene Ontology annotation, molecular function: protein binding; phosphatidylinositol binding. Lineage: Eukaryota; Metazoa; Chordata; Actinopteri; Syngnathiformes; Syngnathidae. The record is from RefSeq and is a predicted model, not a curated record. The transcript has 11 exons.
GUGAAGCGGAAGUGAACAGACACAUUUGUCGCAAAAAAAAAAAAAAAGCAAUUGUCGCAGGAGAACAACCUGACGAGACGCAGGUGACAAUGAAUAGCCUACUUCCAUCCGACUUAAGGUCCGAGGUCAAGAAAGUCACCAAGAUCCUCAGAGGAUUCACUGAAAUCUCCUCCGGGAAUGGGCCGGACAAACUGAUCCCAGCUCAAGUGAUCGCGUCGGCUGAGGGGCUCGCCAUCAUCUCAGUGGUGAAGGCGGGUUUCUUGAUCACAGCAAGAGGAGGCAGCGGCAUCGUUAUUGCCAGGCUGGCUGACAGACGCUGGUCAGCUCCUUCUGCGAUUGGAAUCGCUGGUCUGGGUGGCGGCUUCGAGAUUGGUGUUGAGGUUUCAGACCUGGUGAUCGUCCUCAAUCAUCGGCGGGCCGUUGAUGCAUUCACAACAGGCGGGAACUUGACAUUGGGAGGGAACUUUACGGUCGCUGUGGGUCCGAUGGGCAGGAACGUUGAGGCCGAUGUUACUCUUCGCAAAAUGGCCGCGGUCUACACCUACUGCAAGUCCAGAGGGUUGUUUGCCGGCUUGUCUCUCGAGGGCUCGUACCUGAUUGAACGCAAAGACACCAACCGCAAGUUCUACUCUCGGGAUUUGCGAGCGUCGGGCAUUUUGAAUGGCGAUGUGGAGCCACCUCAGGAGUGCGACAACCUCUAUGAUAUCUUAAAUAGCUACACUGAGGCCAAUGUUACAGACUGGAGCAGCAAGAAUGUGACCACCAAGUCAUCGCGUCCUCCUGCCCGACCUCCAGCGCCUACUCCUCAGCCAGCAGCGAGCACCUUCCAGAACCAGUCCGAUCCUGGUGCAGUAGGUAAAAAGUCAUUUUACCCAAAUAUUUCCAUCUACAAAUCUAACACUUCAAGUCAGAUUCCUUCCAGAAGAGCUCCACACUUAGAAAGGGAAAAGCAAGUGGCCGGAGCGGGCGAAACCCUGGUGGUCACUGCGGUCCACGCAUUUGACGGUCAGCAGCCUGGUGACUUGAGCUUCCAACCUGGCGACCGCAUCACCAUCAUCACCAAGACCGACAACCAGUACGACUGGUGGGAGGGGCAAUUGGGUGGACGAAAGGGCAUCUUUCCUGCAAACUAUGUCACAUACUGACCUCUGCCACCUGGUGUCUUACUGGAGAAAGCCAGCCACAGAUACGGAGCUUCGGGUACUACGGAAAGCCAUUUCAAUAUUUGUUCCAUAUUCUCAAUAUCCAGUUUAAGGUAUUAGUACGCUAGUAAGACAUUUCAGUGCACUCGUACAAUUACUGUCUUUCUGGUAAGGUUACUAGUGCUGCGUUUGGCCUGCUCCUCAACUAUGGAAAGCAGUUUGAGCAUUUAUCCAAUAUCAAGUAAAUGCUCAAAUGUUUUAAAGUCAGGUCCUUAUACAAGUCUUGUACGCCCUUUGUCCUCACGGGUAACACAAUUCAAUGCACUAGCAUAACAACUAUUGCCCACUACUGUUUUUUUCCCCUACUAGUGCCACCUUUGGCCUAUUAGCAUGCAAUUAAUCCUUACUAGUAAACAAUGGAAACUUGUUUGAGCAUUUAUUUUGAUAUCCAGCUUAAGGUCCAUGUACUAGUACACUAGUAAGACAAUUCAGUGUACUAGUAGAACUAUGGCACACUAUUUUUUCUCCUCCUCCACUACUAGUGCCACUUUUGGCCUUCUAGUACACAAACCUUAGUAAUAAACUAGAGAAACCUGUUUGAGAAUUUAUUAGAUAUCAAACUUAAGUACCAUGUAGUACACUCGUUCAUCUGCGCUAGUAGAGUGACUCGAUAUUUUUCCCACUACUGUAUGUUACUGUAUAUUAGUAAACACUAGUAGAAUCGUGAGGCAAAAUUGUACACUAGUUCACAACUGCAUGUAAACUUUUACUAGUUAACGUCUAGUGCUUCACUAGCAGUACACAGUCAACCAGUGGGCAAUUUUACCCCACCAGUAAGUUGUACGAGUGCGCAGAAAUAUCAAAGUAAUGUAAAAAGAAAAGUUUUACUAGUGCACUAAAUUCUGUUACUAGUCUGGACUACAAGCGUAAGUCUUGCUAUACUGGUGCAGAACAGGUCAAACGUAUUUAUUAGGCACAAAUCAUUUAUCGCAAAUAUUGUCGCCAUUCAUCAAGAAUCAGCUGCUUUGAACAAAAACUACAUUUUUGCCUUUCAAAUAAAAGCAAUUUUGUAUUGAA